Messenger RNA from Blepharisma stoltei, 2090 nucleotides. NCBI's taxonomy places the organism in Eukaryota, Ciliophora, Heterotrichea, Heterotrichida, Blepharismidae. The record is from the annotation of a GenBank genome assembly.
AUGGAAGAAAAAUCAAUUUGGCCAAGGUGAACGUUUUGAAUUCCUAUUGGACUAAUAAUGACUUGUCUGAUUUUAUUUAUCAUUAAUAUUUCAAGCACUAAUUGGGUUGGGCUUGCUUAUGGAGAAAAUACUAUUGAAUUAGGCUUGAUUAAAUGUAAAGACUGCCCCGAAGCUUAUGAAUCAUGAGGGAUGGAAUGUUUUGCGAAAUUUGCCUGCCAAGCUGAAAAUUCGAUAGGGUUUUGCAAGUCAUUUGAUGAUAUUUAUAAAGCUUCUUCAGGGUUCAUUAGCUUACUCCCCUCCCUUUAAAUUGGAACAAAAUAUAGGUAAAAUUUCCACUUUUUUGGUAAAUUAGCCCCCUUUAAAUUGGAACAAAAUUUAAUUUUAUAAUAAAAAAAAUUAUAUAUAUAAUUUUUAUCUAAAAAGUUUUGAUAUAAGUUCAAUGUUUCUUCUUAACUAAAAUUAAAAAUUUAGUCAUAUAUUGCUCUUGUUUAAAGAUGAAAGUAUAAAGAGAAUCUUAUUUAAAUAAAUUUAUUAUCCUUAAUUGUUAAAUUUUAAAAAAAAAUUUAAUUUUUUUUUUUUAAAAAUUUUCAAAAAAAUUUUUGAUAAAAAUAAUAUUUUUUAUUUUUAAAUAGUUUUGAUAUAAAUUCAAUAGGAAUUCUUUAUAAAAUUUCAAAAUUUACUUAUUUCUUGCUUUAUUUUAAAGAAUAGAGUAUAAAUAACAUCUUAUUUAAACAAAAUUAGCACUUUGAUGAUAAAUUUUCUAAAUUUUUUUUUUUUAAUUUUUUUUUUAUCAAUAAAAAUAAUAAUUUUUGUGCAAAUAAUUUUGAUGCCAAUUAAUAGUGGCGUAUUAACUAAUAAUGAAAUUUUAGUUAUAUCUUUCUUUAUUUCAAAGGAUAAAGAGUAAAUAGCAUUUUAUUAAACAAAUUUAUUAAUCUAACGCAAUAAGUUUUUGAAUUUUUUUUUUAAAUUUUUUAUAUAUAAAUUUUUUUUUAUAAAAAAUUUUAUACUGAUAUUUUUUUUAAAAAAAAAAUUAUCCCCCCUUUAAAUUGGAACAAAAUUUUUAGUUCCAAUUUAAAGGGGGGGAGUUAGAAAUUUUAUCCGGGGUAAUGGGAAUGAUUUUACUUGAAAAAUUGAUAAUGCUUUUAGCAGGGAAAUAUUUUGGUUCUGAAGCUUAUUUAACAAUGAUUGGUGCUUUGAUGCUGUUUUUCCACACUUUAGGAGUUUCGCUAUGAUUUUAUUUAAGCGAAGCAAGUUAUGAUAUAAGAUGCAGCGAAGUAUCAGAAAAUCCUCUUGGAACGAGUGUGUGUGCCCGAAGUGGCCCAAAACUUGCGAUUUUUGAGAGUUUUUUUAUUUUACUCGCUUUGUUUUCAAUUUAUUUAACUUACUAUCAUAGAGAUGAUGACUUAUAUCAAUACUCAGAUUUAACGCAACAUCGAAUUAUUUUUGGAUUGAAAGAAUUUUAUUGGUAUUUAAUAGUGCUUUUCAUAAUGAUAGCAAAUGCGGUUUUAAUUUUAUUUUCAUUUUUAAACGAUAAAUGAACCAUUCGAGCAGCAGUCAAUAAAAGCUGAAUUGGAUCAAUCACACAUUGCAAUAAAUGUAACGACAACUUCAAUGACUUGCCUUGAGGAUGCCUGGCAAGCUAUGAGUGCUUAAUAGACAAAGAUCUAGGAACCUGCAAAAUGUAUAGCUCAUUGUAUGCGGCUUCGAAUGCUUAUAUCAUUUUUCAGUCACUAGCUUUGGCGGUAUCAUUUUUAUUUGGAUAUUCAUUACUGAUGAUAAUUUUUGGGAAGAAUUAUGGGUUUCCUUAUGCAAAUUAUGUAAAUAAUAUUUAGGCUUAUGCUGCAAUAAUUCCUAUACUUAAUGUUAUAGCAACAAUUUCGUGAUUCGGAGAAUCAGGUGCUUGGUUUAGCAAUGAGUGUGAUAAAGCUGCUGCAAGCUUUUCUACAACUCCAGAAAUCUGCAGUGCAACUGGCCCUCUAUUGGCCCUUAUUUCGAUUCCUAGUUCGAUUGCAAUGAUGAUAAUCUUUAUUUUGACGUAUAAAAAAAGAGCUUCAUCAUUAGAUUCUUUUAGCAUGAGAGAAUUGACAUAA